GCCGGCAGCGCGAUAUCGGGGGCUAGGGAAGUAACACUCGGUGUGUGCCUGUGCUUUUGCUGGACAAUUGUUUGACGAAAGAACCUCAGAAGUUUAAUCGACAUGAUGGCAUGUGAGGCAACUGCAGCCCUUUGCCUCGGCUGCAAAGAAGGUACUCGGUGAAAGGGUAGGACUCCGCGAGCCAAAGAGAUCUUAGUCCUUCGGGUGCUCAUGUCCUCGGCCACCUGCGCCUUGAGAAGUCAAAUGGGUCAAAUGGACAAGACACCAUUGUUUGGAUUAGGAAUUUCCAUUGCAUGCAUGGUGGUAUCGGCCAUCGUGGUCAAGCAAUACUUUAGCAAGAUGCCCACAGGAUGCGCAUUUGUAACACAGCCUGGGCUAGUUGGACUUCUGCUGGGAGCAUUGCCAGAAAUGUGGAAAUAUAUUUUGAGGUACGAGGCGCAUAGUGGGCUUGCAGAGUACCAUGAACAAGAGGGAGACACACUCUAUUUCGACUUUGGUCUCCUGCGAUACUUCAUGCCAGCCGUCGUGAUCACGCGUGAUCCUCGCAAUGUGAAAUAUAUGCUGAAAACAAAGUUCGACAGCUUUGUCAAGGGGGUGACCUUCCACACCAUUGGGCUUGACCUUUUGGGAGAUGGCAUUUUCAAUGUCGAUGGGGACCUGUGGUUCAAACAGCGCAAGACAGCAUCCCAGAUGUUUACAGCCAAUCGCUUCAAGCAGCAUAUUUGGAAAGUAGUGAGGAAGAAUUGUGACAAGGUGAUUUCUCUGUUGAGGGCGAGCCAGGAGCCCACUGUUGACAUAUUCAAUGUGCUAAAUCGCUUCACACUCGACUCAAUUGGUGAAAUCGGCUUCGGAACCGACAUUGGCUCUUUGGAGAACCCCGAAUCGCCAUUCUUGGGUUCUUUCGAUGCAGCACAGAGGCUCAUGUUCAUUCGCUUCGUGCUUCCUUGUUGGCGACUUUUGAGGUUCUUGGGCCUCGGGCCAGAAAGACACAGCCGCCAUCACAUGCAGAAGCUUCGAGAGUACAGUCGUCAGAUUGUUGUCCGACUCUCUUCUUCUCUUGACACGCCCGCUGGAGACAGCUUUGUGGGGCUUUUUAUGAAAAGCGGAUCAAACUACAGCGUGGAAUUUUUGGUCGAUCUGGUGUUGAACUUUAUCAUCGCAGGACGGGACACAACUGCACAAGCAAUGUCUUGGUGUUUAUUCUUAAUCAUGCAGCACCCAGAGGUUGAGGAGCGGAUCCUUCAGGAAGUCCAGUCGGUUUUUGGAGAUCAACCGAUCACCUAUGAUCAGCUGUUCCAGCUCACCUACACAGAAGCCGUACUUCGAGAAUCCUUGCGCUUGUACCCCUCAGUCCCAAUGGACCCGAAGUGCCCCAGCGAACCUGAAACUCUUCCAGAUGGGACCUUUGUGCCAAGGGGCACCAGUGUCUUCUACAACUCCUAUGCCAUGGGGCGCUCAACCAACAUUUGGGGAGCAGAUGCUUUGGAAUUUCGGCCGGAUAGGUGGUUGAAUGCAGAGCCCAAAGACCCCUACGAAUAUCCAGUGUUUCAUGCAGGCCCUCGUGAGUGCUUAGGAAAACGCUUGGCAAUGGUAGAGAUGAAAACAGUGGUGGCAUCACUCAUCAAGCAUGUCAAGCUUCGGUUGGCUGUUCCUGUGGAUGCUGUGUUGCCAGACACUGCUGCAACUUUGGGAAUGUCAUCUGGACUGAGAUGUUAUGUGGAAAUGCGCUAGGCUCGCCACCAGAAAACCGAUACUCGUGCAAGCUUUUCUUCGGCUGCUUGUGCUAGGUUCGCACAGUAAUUUGACAUUUCUUUUUGAUGCAAACUCGUUGUCCGCGGUGAGUGUUUGAAUCCUACAUCAUUUGGCAACAUCCUUCCAAGCCACGACGUGCUUCGAGCCACGUGACAGGCCAGCGCAGGAAAAGAACUGAGCAACAUGGAAACCGA
Molecule: messenger RNA, 1946 nt
Organism: Durusdinium trenchii
Lineage: Eukaryota; Dinophyceae; Suessiales; Symbiodiniaceae
Source: the annotation of a GenBank genome assembly